AUGCGUAGGUGUUUCUCUGUAUUGUUUCAGUCACACUUUACAUUCGUGCCGCCCUCCUCAGGUUCCCGGCGGGUGCGACUUGGACUGACUGGCAAAUGUGUUGGAGUAUCACCGCCUCUCGACAGUAAAGCCACAAAGAGCAGCGGUAGUGGGAAUAGCGAAGAGUGUUCCCGGCGCUUCAGUGCCUCUGAGGUGGUGAGGAGCUCCUUGGUUGGCCGCUGUUUUCGACAGCCAUCCAGACGCCGUGUCGGCCGCCAAGACCCCGGUGGUGUGGAGGUGGUGCUGACCCCGUCCUCACUGCUGCGGCGGCUGCAGACCAUUUUUCCUCCUGCACCCACAACAAACACAGCGAUGGCAGCGGAUAUGGAUCGAAGGGAACGGCCCCGUUCGCUUUCUGGCGAUACUGAAGCCGACUCACUGUUCACCCAAUCCCCGCCCCUUGUCCUUCCAGCCGGAGUGCGAGCAUGCUGCCUGCCUGUGGCGUGGGAGCGUGUGGUGCUCCGCCGUGUGGGGGCUGAUCCACUUCCCGGCAGAGGUAGCAACGCGGGGUCGGUCGUGCAUGUGACCCCAGCGGUGUAUGACGUCUACAUUCCUUCGUCAUGUCUUCUGCCGUCUUACACUGCGAGAGAAACACGUUCAGCCGCAGCAUCAACACUAACUUCGCGAGAUGCUUGCCAAAUUCGGUUCCGGGACACUAUUUUAACGCAGGGCCGCGUUUGGCUUCAGCGUGUCGGCGUGCUGCAUCACAUACCAGGGCUGCCGGACCCCGCUGCUGUGUCGCUGAGCCUGCGCGACUACGUAGCGUUGCUGAUGCAGCACGAAGGAGAGCCGGUUCUGCAUUGUCUGACCACCCGAGGGCUGAACAACCGCGACACAGGUCUCCAUAGCGUGCGACAAUGCCUCGUUAAGGAGAGGCUGUCACACCUGCGAGAGGUGGGGAACAGCAACGCUAACAGUGAGGGUCUUUAUGGCGGCGUGGGUGUGUGGAUCAUUCACCCGUGGCGUGAGUGUGUCUUCUUUGCAGUGCGCUACAGUGCCGGGACCGACCACUACGAGUGGCUGUGUCACCCUCGCUAUACAUUGUUCCCGGGCGCCACUGCUGCUCCGGAUGUUGGGCAAGAGGGGUUGCCAUCGCGACCGCGGAAAGGGCGAAGGGCGGCGGCGGCAGUGGGGGCAGAGACUGACGGCACAUCACUGCUGUCGUGGGCGCGGGCGUCAUUGGAGAUGGCGAUGAUGCCACACCGACCACCACAGGGGCAGCGCGGCACGCCCAGCUCGGCGCUGCCAACUGUGAUGUAUUAUUGCGCCGCUGGCGUGGCACUCACAGCGGAGGAAAAGGCUUCGUUUGUGACGCAGUUGCUGGGCGACACGGGGGCUGGCGGUCGGCGCACAGACGCACCGCCGACGUGUCCCCACAAAUCACACCGCAGUGGCGUGAAGCCGCGGCAGCAACAGCCGCAGCGAGGUAAGAGUAAAACAGAAGAAAAUGACUUUGGGGAUGGUGGUGUGUUGCGAUGGGCGAAGGUGUGGGCCCCGCUGCCGCGGUCAGCACGGCUGCUGCGUGGGCAGAGGCUACCAGACAACCCAAACGCCCUCGCCGAAGCAUUGAAGUACGGUCGGCUCUGCAUUCUGCACUGA
Molecule: messenger RNA, 1638 nt
Organism: Trypanosoma grayi
Lineage: Eukaryota; Euglenozoa; Kinetoplastea; Trypanosomatida; Trypanosomatidae
Exons: 1
Coding region: 1-1638 (545 amino acids)
Source: RefSeq, a predicted model, not a curated record